Molecule: messenger RNA, 2213 nt
Organism: Lineus longissimus
Lineage: Eukaryota; Metazoa; Nemertea; Pilidiophora; Heteronemertea; Lineidae
Product: peptidyl-prolyl cis-trans isomerase B-like
Exons: 5
Coding region: 41-736 (231 amino acids)
Biological process (GO): protein folding; protein peptidyl-prolyl isomerization
Molecular function (GO): peptidyl-prolyl cis-trans isomerase activity
Source: RefSeq, a predicted model, not a curated record
AGCUUGCGGCAGAGUUACUUUUGUACACGCAGGCAAGUUGAUGCGUGUUGUCUCGUUCUUUAGUCUGUCUCCGCGACAAAAGCUCAUCAUGAAGGUUGUUUUAGCCUCCGUUUUCCUCAUUGUGGUCAUUGUGGCCCUUUUGCCACGGUCUGACGCUACAAACCACAAAGCAAACGGACCAAAAGUGACAGAUAAGGUUUUCUUUGACAUAACCAUAGGAGGAGAAGAUGUUGGAAGAAUUGUCAUCGGUCUCUUCGGAAAAACUGUACCAAAAACUGUUGAAAAUUUUAAGACAAUUGCUGAAGGCACAGAGGAGGCUAAUGGUGUGAAGUUGACCUACCAGGGAUCUGGCUUCCAUCGUGUGAUCAAGGACUUCAUGAUCCAGGGCGGUGACUUUACCAACCAUGAUGGCACUGGAGGGCGUGGAGUGAAGACCAUGAAAUUCCCUGAUGAGAACUUCAAACUGAAACAUUAUGGCCCUGGUUGGUUGUCAAUGGCAAAUGCUGGACCAAAUACCAAUGGAUCGCAAUUUUUCAUCACUACGGUCAAGACUACAUGGUUGGAUGGACGCCAUGUUGUAUUUGGAGCUGUUCUCGAAGGCAUGGACGUGGUAAGAAAGAUUGAGAAUACGCCAACAGCAACUGGUGACAAACCUGUCAAGAAGGUUCUCAUUAAAAAGAGCGGAUCCAUUAAAGUUGAUGAAUCAUUUUCAAUUGCGCAAGAAGGAAGAAAAUAGAUGUUAACAAUAGAUAUUUCACAACUCUCAGACCCGUACUCAGUGUAUUUGUAAAAGUGAAACCAUUCAGAAAUUUAUUUGAAAAAAAUAUCCUAUGUGCCAUCAGAAUCAUUUUUGCUCAAGUCUUGACAUGCAUCCAAGACAGAGAAAAAAAUGUGUUGACGAAUUUGAAAAAGAUCUAAACUGGUAAGGUAUUUUGACCCCCGUCUGGGAUCUAAUCUGAUUUGAAUUUUAAAAAGAUCUAAACUGGUAAGGUAUUUUGACCCCCGCCUGGGAUCUAAUCUGAUUUGAUCAAAUGAAUUUGUACUCCUACCCUCAACUUUAUUAAAAUAUUGUCAGUAUGGUUGUUUGGAAUGUAGGUCAGUUUUGUGCUAGAAGUAGAAUGAGGCACCUUGUUAACAUCGCUGUAUUGUGCUUUACCUUUUCUUGCUUUGGUUUGUAGUUUUAACAUCCUUGGUUGUGACUCCCAUCUGUCUAUCACAUCACAAAGAGCUUGCGGUGUGUAAAUAUUUGACUGUAAAUGUGCCAAAAUUUGCACGGGGUUUCAAGUGGUAUCUGUUGGCCGCAGAACUUGAAAAAACGCCAACCAGAAAGAAGAGACUGAUUUUCCUCUGUAAUGAAUAAUUAAAAUUUUCAUUUGUCAGAAAUGGUUUUCAGAUGAUUGCAAUGAAAUUAUUUUUUGAUGCUUUGACAACGACGUCAGAAUGUGCGAACAAUUUUGCAUUAUUUGUUGCUGUAUGAAAAGUGAGAUAUAAAUUUAUUGGUUAUUACAAGAAUUAAUAGAUUAAUAAUUCUUGUUGGUUAUUGUUGUAGUGUGCUGGUUAUUCUCAGCUAUUGCUAGCUGUCACUUAAUUUAUUCAUACAUACACAUACAUAUGAUGAAAACAAAAGGUGCAACAAUGUGUUGGCUGUAAGAUCACAAAUUUGCUCAGAAAUUAGUUUCCUUGAUAGUUUGUAAAACUUCAUGUUGAAUAGGCCUCCAUCGAUACAUUCCAAUUGUGCUUGAAAGGUCAGCAUUUCAAAGAGGGAGGGAAGAUAUUUUUGAAAUAACUUUAAAUUUAUCGGUAACAAAUUAGAAACAAAAUUUCAUUGCCAUUUGGUGCCCAUUAGUUGCAUCUACCACUAAUCUGUAGUUGAUGUGCCAACUUUGACAACUACAUGUAUGACAACAUGCCUGUCAUGGAAUUGACCAAGAACAUCAAAAAUUCCUUUCCUACAUGUACGUUAAACAUUUUGCUUGCAUUAAAUUGACAUACUAUGAGUCCAGGGUACAUCAGUGCAGUACUGUGUGCACGGGAUAAGAUGAAUGUUGGUCAAUAGGGACCUUUGUUUCAAAUAUUUUGCAAUGUGGAAAUUCCAAGAAUUUAUAAAAAUGUUGUGAAGAUUGUGCUAUGCAUUGAAUUACACUUUGUACUUCUGUCAUCAUUGUUCACUGAAUAUAAUCAUAAAGGAAUAAAGAUUUUGUAGGAACGAUUUC